AUGACGAUCGUCAGGGCCCGCCCGACCGAGGCUCUCAACCUAAGCGUCGUAAAGCCUCUUCUUCGGGCCUACGCUUUAGGGUACAUCACAGUCACUGGACCCAGGCUACUUGUUCUCCUCAGGAAUCUCAAACAGGGAAACGUCUCUGCGCACGAGCAGCUAGCCAAUCUGUGUAGGAUCCUCAAAACAUCCACAGAGUUCAACCGCUUCCCGUCGGCCGUGGCCGUUAUCGUCGGAGGCGCAACAGCUCUUCCACGCUUUGUUCACAUAUGUCUCCAGUGGCUUCUCUCCACCAGGUGGUCCUCAGGCCACAGUCGAGCAUCCAGCACCAAGUUCGCGACCCAGAUCCAGUUUCUAUGUUCACUAGUAUCGGCCUGGGUGGCCUUUGACCUCCUCAACCGAGAUGAAAGCUGGGUUCGAAAGCGAGCAAAAUCGCGUACCGACGCGAGCGACGUCAACAUCCUCGAGUCACCCAAUCAGCACCGUCUCCCACCACCUUCAUAUCACCCACAUUACUCCGGUAAGACGAUCGACUUCACGCUCUUCGCAUUCAGCCGGGCACUAGACAUCGCAGUCAUCACGGCGUGGACGCGAACUCGGUCAAGACCAUGGCACCCGGAGCACCGACAUCCGAGACUUGCCUCUACGGUACGCAAAUUGAUGGACCCAGCCGUAUUCGCGACGUCGGCCGCUGUGAUAAUGUGGUCGUGGUUCUACUCCCCGGAGCGCCUGCCGCGGGAAUACAACCGGUGGAUCUCGCGGGCCGCCGCCAUCGACCCGCGCAUCAUCCAGGCUCUCCGGCUCGCGCGAAGAGGCGAAUUCGUAUACGGCCACCAAGACACGGGCAGAGCGCCGCCGCUUCUCCUCCAAAGCCUCUGCCGCGAGCUGGGCCUACCAGAGAUCUGGGGAGACCCUGCCCGAACCGUCCCCGUUCCCUGCGAGCUGUACCACUGCGGAACCGGUGCGAGCUGCGAAAGACACGCCGUGUCGCGGUUCUGGCGAAGUUGGAAGUUCGCAAUGGGAGUCUACGUGCCGCUGCAGCUUCUCGCGCGGUUCCACCAUCCUACGCUCAGCGCGGCGUUGAAGGCCGUGAAGGCCGCGGCUAGGUCGUCUUCGUUCCUGGCUGCGUUCGUCGCACUGUUUUACUACGCCGUCUGUCUGGCCAGGACACGCCUGGGGCCAAAGGUGUUUUCGUACCGUACCAUAUCUCCACAGAUGUGGGAUUCGGGCCUCUGCAUUCUGGCAGGGUGCCUUGCGUGCGGAUGGUCCAUACUCUUGGAAAAGCCGAGCCGGCGACAAGAGAUCGCUUUCUUUGUCGCACCGAGGGCCCUUGCUACAGUCCUGCCUAGAGUGUACGACAAGAAAUACCAGAGGCGAGAGCAGGCCGUGUUUGCUACGAGCGUUGCAGUGGUAUUGACGGCAUUAAAGACCGGUAAUGGCCGCAGCGUCAGGGGAGUGUUGGGGAGACUUUUGAAUCACGUUAUGAAAGAAUGA
Molecule: messenger RNA, 1494 nt
Organism: Exophiala spinifera
Lineage: Eukaryota; Fungi; Ascomycota; Eurotiomycetes; Chaetothyriales; Herpotrichiellaceae
Exons: 1
Coding region: 1-1494 (497 amino acids)
Source: RefSeq, a predicted model, not a curated record